This is a messenger RNA of Thamnophis sirtalis, 3537 nucleotides long. It is a transcript of the gene TAMALIN, whose product is annotated as trafficking regulator and scaffold protein tamalin. Gene Ontology annotation, biological process: signal transduction. The record is from RefSeq and is a predicted model, not a curated record. Gene Ontology annotation, cellular component: plasma membrane. Lineage: Eukaryota; Metazoa; Chordata; Lepidosauria; Squamata; Natricidae. Gene Ontology annotation, molecular function: protein binding.
GACACAGCAUCGUGUGGCGCGGCCGCCCGUCUGCCUCUCCUUUCCGCCGCUCUCCCAACCAUGACCCUGCGAAGACUCCGGCGCCUCCGGCCCGGACAACCGGCCCAAGAAACGGCGGCCAGCGUGGCCGGCCCGGAAGCUCACGGGGGCCGAGGGUCGGAGCUGGAAAAGGCGCUGGCGGCCUCGGGGGGCACCUUGCCCCGAGCUAGGAGGGGCUCUGGAUUCAAGUGGCACUCUCUGAGCCAGUCGCCUGAACAGCACAGGAAGGUGAUCACACUGGAGAAAGAAGAGACUCAGACGUAUGGUUUUGAGAUUCAGACCUAUGGGCUACACCAUCAGGACACAAAACGGGUGGAGAUGUUCACUUUUGUUUGCCGGGUUCACGAAAACAGCCCAGCCCAAGCAGCAGGCCUUAAACCUGGAGACACAAUCACAGGGGUGAAUGGACUUAACGUAGAAGGCAUCCGGCACCGUGAGAUUGUGGAGAUCAUCAAAGCAUCUGGAAACAUGCUCAGGUUAGAUACCUUGUAUGGUGCAUCAAUCCGGAGGGCUGAAUUGGAGGCUCGCUUGCAGUAUCUCAAGCAAACGCUCUAUGAAAAAUGGGGAGAAUAUCGGUCAUUGAUGGUCCAGGAGCAGCGCUUGGUCCAUGGGAUUGUGGUUAAAGACCCCAGCAUCUAUGAUACGUUGGAGUCUGUGCAGUCCUGCCUGUACGGCUCGACACCCUACGGGAUGCUGUUGAGAGGAGCUGGGAGUACUUACAGCAGCGUGGGCUGUGUCAGCACUGCCACCGAUGAGACCGAGGAAUCUCUUUACCAGACUUGCUUUUUUGACUCUGCCGACUCCCUGGACAUUGUCCCUGCAACAGCCCAGUUUUCAUGCCCCAAGACAACAUUAACCCGCAGCAUCAGCGUCAAAUGCACCACUACCACCACCACCACCAAUGGGGAUGCCUGUUUCUGGGACAAAUCCAGAGAAGCAAAGAACUCUGUGGUCACGUCAAGGCCCCCCAAAAGCAAACAUGGAAGCUUCCGCAAGAGACUCCUCAAGUUUAUUCCUGGGUUGAACCGCUCUUUGGAAGAAGAGGAGAGCCAGUUGUAAAAGGACACUCAUUGGGAAAAGCAAAGCACAGUUCAGCCAUGAGGCCGGCUGCCUCUGCUUGCUGUGGUCUCUAUUUAUUUAUUUAUUUGAUUCACAGAGGACUGGGCUUCCGAAUGCCAACUGACCAGCUCUAUGAAAAUGCAGGUUGCAGUCUAUCUUGGACUUUUGGAAGAAUAAUUCAUCCGCCUAGAUGGGAGUGGGAUAACACCACCCGUUGGGUGGGUCUUCAGAGUCCUAGGAAGAAAUGAGUGGUGGGAGAGAAAGAAGACCUCAAAAGAAAAGAAAAAUGUAGCACAUUGUGAGGCCAAAGAAGUACAAGUCAUUUUGUAUACUUCAUUCAUGCGAGGGUAGUUUUGGUUUGGGAUGUUUUUUCAGGAAUUGGCAUAAAGCAGCCUCUUCAAGUUAUUGGGUGUCAUUGUGGGCUAUAGGGUGACUUCUAGAAAUGGAUGGGAAACAGUACAUUAUUAUUGGUUUAAGUAGCAUGAACAGUUUUUUUUUUAAGAAAAACACCUGAAAUGUUUGGUUUGGGUUUGUACAUUGGGUGGCUUUUGUUAGGACUUAAUGAGGGGGGCCAUUAGAAGAGCCAGCAUGGUAACUUAGCCUAGAGCAUGAAGUAGCAUUUGAGGUUUAGUCAGAUAGAUUGAGAAAGCUCAGAUCCGAGGCAAAAAGUAGAAAGCAAGAGCAACCGCCAUCUUUUAUUGGACACCCUCCAGGUGCAUUGGGACUUCCAAGUCCCAGAAUUCCCGUUUAGCCUUGAAUUUGGCCACGUUGGCUGGAAAUUUGCAUUACAUUUAGAAGAUUCAGUUCUACGAUGGAGUGAGCUGUGUAGGUGGCCAUGAAGAAGCAAGAACUCCCAAGGUGUUUCUGCAUUUUGGUUUUGUAUUUUUAAGCGUUGAAAGGCAAACUGCCAGGAGUUUUAUACACAUCAAGUUCAAUCGUUCCCUUACACUUGGGGCCUGGUCAGUUCUAAGCUACGCUUAGAACAGUGGUUCCCAAACUUGGCAACUUUAAGACUUGUGGACUUCAAGUCCACAAGUCUUAAAGUUGCCAAGUUUGGGAACCACUGGCUUAGAAGAAGGAACACUUAAUCCAUUUUGUGAGUCCAUGUCUUGCAGCCAGCCCACAUGUCUGUAGCAGCCAAUACUUUCCCUCCUGCUGGGAAGGCCUAUCGAUUGAGCUGUAAAUGUUUUGGGAACUCCCUUCCAACUCCCUCCCCCACACACACAGUUUAUACAAAUGUGGUUUCUGUGCUGCUCUGUAUCUAUAUCUGCUCUGGGGAGCCACAUCCUGUCUGUCUCAUUACCUCCAGAGGCUGCAGAAACUCCCCACAACUUCCCUCCAGUCUUUAAAAACAAUCCAGAUGUUGCUACACGUUUCUCCUCUCCUUAUUCUAUAGGGCAACUUUGAAAGGAAAAGUUAUAAGAAAACUUUUGGUGUUACAUUUUUCUCUUUCAGUGUACCUAAUUCUACUUGAAAGGCCAAUAGGAAGAACAACAUUUAAAUUCAGUUUAUUCUAGUUUUACUGACUUUUCUCCAAUUCUGUAAAAGAUUGGCUCUGUCAGGAGUGCUCCACUUUGUUCCUGCUGAAUUAUACAGCAAUUCUCAGGACUGCUUAGGAAGAGAAACAGUAGAAGUCAAAUAAGAGCCAAACCUUAAAGAUCUGGAUUCUGCAGGGUAGCUAGAUAUUAUGAAGGACGGGUCCUAGGCAGAAUGAAAUUUGUGGCAACCCUGCCCAAAUCCCAGCAUAGGAUCUUUCUCAGGAUUGCUUAAAACUAUAGAAGGAGGAAGGCAGAGGGGGAAUAUGGGCAAACAUCGACAUAAAGAGUCUUGUUAUGUUGGCUGAAAAAAUGAGAAUUGUAAUCCACCAUAUCUGGAAGGUGCCAGGUUGCGGAAGGCUGGGCAAACCUUAGACAAAACAAAAAGAGGUGUUUGUCUAAAACCUUAAAGAAAAAGUGAUUUGUGAGCUUCCAUAGGCUACUGCACUACAACUCCCAGUCCCCUUUAUUAUCCGCUAUGUGAAGCAAAGGCUCUUGGGAAUUGUAGUUUAGCAACAUUUGGUGAGCCAUAUUCCUGGCCUAAGCGAAGUCCCUCGGAAUAGAACUGUGCCUCUAAAAACAGCUCCGAGUCUGACUGCUCCAACCUCUCACCAGCAAAUGCCUUGUGUGAGGGAAACCAAAGGGCAGCUUUCUGUUUUUUUGUUUUUAACUUUAUCUCAGGAAGUAGCUGCAGGAAGAGGGGAGGAGGGGUGACACAGCGCAGAUGGGAAAAGAGUAGCCGUUGUGCACCCUGACAGAUAUUUCUUAAAAGAGAUGUUAAGAGGGAGGGGGGGGAAAGCAACAAACAAACAAAGCAAGGCCAGCAAUUUUGGGAGGCACCAUGUGCCAAUAACUGUAUGCAUAAAAAACUGAUUCAGAGUUGGAUUUUUGUACAGACAUGUGC